Strongylus vulgaris is the source of this 1461-nucleotide messenger RNA. The record is from the annotation of a GenBank genome assembly. NCBI's taxonomy places the organism in Eukaryota, Metazoa, Nematoda, Chromadorea, Rhabditida, Strongylidae.
AUGGUAGGUGUGGAUACUGUUCUCAAGCCGGCGCUCGAAGCCGAAGCCUGUCCGGUAUGUGGCGAUCGAGUUUCUGGAUAUCACUAUGGAUUGUUGACUUGCGAAAGUUGCAAGGGUUUCUUCAAAAGAACAGUGCAAAACAAGAAGCACUACCAGUGUUCUGCCGAUUCAUCCUGUCAUGUUGACAAAACUUGUCGAAAACGCUGUCCUAGCUGUCGCUUUGCAAAAUGUAUGGCUGAGGGAAUGAAGGUCGAAGCUGUUCGUGAAGAUCGAAUGCGUGGAGGGAGAAACAAGUUUGGCUCUUACUACAAAAGAGAUCGAGCAGCUCGAAUGCAACGAAUAGCUCUUCAAGGAAGUAAUCCUCAGACUAACUCAGGUGCCUUCUACACUCCACAACCAGCGAUGGACCAACAAGUGACAAGCAGUACGCCUGAUCAGCCUCCGCACAUUCACUACUUCGAAGGUGAUCAGCACAAAGUGAAAACAGAAUACGAUGCAAUGUUACAGAGCCCAACACUAUCAAGUAGCACCCCAUCUCAGCAGAACUUUAUCAUUCAUCGACCGAAUCCAUAUGUUCCUGAUAGCGAAGGAUUAGCAGCUCUUCUGGGGCAGUCCAUAGACGAUCCGCUCCUGAGAUCUCAAACAUUUCCAAUUUACCCUACGAUCAAGCCGGAACCUUUCGAUUACGCAGAUCACUACUUGCCAGCUCAGAUUCCCGAUUAUUCAGCAUUUCAUACACCUAUAAGCUAUUCAACAAUGAUUUCCCACACAGCAAAUUCCGUACCUCGAAGUGCCUCAAACUCAGGUUCGAGCAGGUCAUCUCCAGUUCUCCCGGUUUGUCCUAUUCCUACAGAAAAGACUGUAGAUGCAUUUUAUGUUAACAGCAAUGAGAUGGAGUGGCUAUUGAGGGCUCUUCCUGAAAGUCCACGAAUUUUAUCAAUUCUUCGUAAUGUGGACAAAGCUGACCCCUUCACGUACUCUAUGGCUGUGGUGGAAGCAAACCUAAAUGAGCUUGUUACUUGGGCAAAGAACGCUCCGUACUUUCCUCAACUUGAGAUGGAAGACCAAAUGAUGAUCCUGCAGUCGUCGUGGGCCUCUAUCCACGUAAUCGACGUUAGCUAUGCAGUUCUGAAGGGAGAAAUCUCUCAUAUCGUGAAAUUGUCCAACGGUGUCGACAUUCCGACCGGACUUAUUGCACUCAUGGGAUACCAUGUUCACAUUCACAAGUGGACAGAACUGAUUGGCAGAUUGCAUGCACUCGGCUUUGAUCGAUGUGACUACGCAGCCUUCAAGUUCCUUGCGUUUUACCAGAAAAUCGAGGAUCACGUAGAGGUCCAGCUGAAAAAUCCACAUCACAUCUUGAAAGCUCGAGAGUCUCUUUUGGCUUCAUGGGGUGCCUACAGAGGCACGUCCAAUGCUACACUACUGCCUCACUACGACAUUUUCGUGCAGAUGAAGUGA